Elgaria multicarinata webbii is the source of this 1547-nucleotide messenger RNA. It is a transcript of the gene ANGPTL3, whose product is annotated as angiopoietin like 3. The transcript has 7 exons. The record is from RefSeq and is a predicted model, not a curated record. Lineage: Eukaryota; Metazoa; Chordata; Lepidosauria; Squamata; Anguidae. Gene Ontology annotation, biological process: phospholipid homeostasis; triglyceride homeostasis; cholesterol homeostasis. Bases 118 to 1500 code for a protein of 460 amino acids.
AGAACAUAUUUCUGGGCAUAGCAAGUUCUGCUAGAGCUGUCACAGGGAAAAGCUAAUGGCAAAGGGGAAAAGGGAACUAUUUUUGAAAGGUAUUAAUAUAUCAUAAGCAAAAAGAAAAUGAAAAUAGUUCUAGUAUUAGCCUUCAUAAUUUCUCUAGUUAUUUCAGCAAGAAUAGAUGGAAACCACUCUUUCUUUGAACCAAGUCCUCCUCAGCCAAAGUCAAGGUUUGCUAUGUUAGAUGAUGUGCAACUACUAGCCACUGGACUGCUCCAACUCGGGCGUGGCCUUAAAGACUUUGCUAUCAAGACCAAGGGCCAAAUGGAUGACAUCUUCCAGAAGCUUAACGUCUUUGACCAAUCGUUUUAUGAGAUUUCACAACAAACAAAUGAAAUCAAGGAAGAAGAGGAACAACUAAGAGAAACGACAUCUCAAUUGCAAGCCAAUAACGAAGAGAUAAGGAAUGUCUCUCAAGAGCUCAAUUCCAAAAUAGAGGUUCUUUCACAAGAGAAGAUUCUUCUUCAAGAUAAAGUAGGGAAGCUAGAAGAAAAAUUAACUACAUUGUUUCAGACUCAGCUUGAAAUUCAAGAGCCUGAAGAAGUUACUUCACUUAAAAACUUCAUUGAGCAGCAGGACAACCACUUCAAACACCUUCUCAAAAUUGUUCAAGUCCAGCAUGCCCAACUUGCCAAACAGCAAGAGCAAAUUCAGGAUAUGGAAGAUAAGCUAAGCAGACCCAGUUUUCAAGAUGACACACAGUUCUUAUUCCCCCUGAAGGAAAAUGAAACAAGGAAUACGAAACUUAAUACAACAGCUAAAGUUCAGGAAUAUAAAGGCAAUGCAACUGAUUGUACUUCGAUUUACAACAUGAGUAAAAUACCUAAUGGCAUUUAUUCUAUUAAGCCCAGUGGAUCCAAGGCAUUUAACGUCUACUGUGAAAUGAAAACAGAAAGCUCAUGGACAGUUAUUCAAAACCGAUCUGACGGAUCACUGGAUUUCAAUCAAACCUGGGAGAACUAUACAAAUGGGUUUGGCAACCUUGAUGGAGAGUUCUGGCUGGGCCUGCAUAAGAUCUAUUCCAUUGUAAACCAAGCUGACUACAUCCUGCGUAUUGAGUUGGAAGACUGGAGAGCAAACAAGCGUUAUAUUGAGUAUCUAUUCACAAUGGGAGGCCCAGAAACAGACUACGCAGUCCUGCUCUCAAAGAUUACUGGCAAUAUUCCCAGUGCCCUGCCUGAACAGAAGGCAGUGAAGUUCUCUACAAAAGACCAUGUUAACAACAGAGAAAGAAAAAUCAGCUGUCAAGAGAAUGAUUCAGGUGGCUGGUGGUACAGCGCAUGCGAAGAAACAAACUUGAAUGGAAAAUACCUCAAGCCAAAUUCAAAAGGAAAACUUGAAAGGAAGAAGAGAGGACUGUACUGGAAGCCUCAGAAAGGAAGACCCUACCUUCUCAAAUCAACCAAACUGAUGAUACAUCCUAUAGAUUUUGAAAGAUUUGACUGAGCUUCUCCAUUCAGAGUUUACCUAAUAAAGCACUAACUAUUUCUUUA